AUGCCAUCUGUCGACGAAAUUCUCGCCCGCCGCUACCCCGCAAAAGCACAUGCGAAGGCCGUCGCCGACUACCUUCACUCCCGCCAUCCUGCACUGACCGACGGCACGAUCUACCUGGAAUCCGCAAAAUCCGGGCACCACGAAGACUGCGACCAAGAGCUCUCCCCGCGGCAACGCCGUCCCUUCUUCUACCUCACCGGCUGCAGCCUUCUCGACUCUUAUGCGGUUUACACCAUCGCCUCUCAGAAGCUCACACUCUACAUCCCGCCUAUCAACCCUGCCGAUGUCCUCUGGUCCGGGCUGCCGCUCUCUCCACAGGAGGCGCAGAAGCGAUACGAUGUCGACGAUGUCCGCACCACCGACCAGCUAGACACCGAUCUCCGCGCGCUCGAGGCGGCAGCAACCCCAGCCCAACCGCUCUUCGUCAUCCCAACCCAAGUCUGCCGCUCUUUCAACCAGCAAGUCUCAGGCUCUUUCAUCACAUCCACGCUCAAGUCUGCCGUCGACGAAUGCCGCGCCUUGAAGGACGCCUACGAAGUAGCCCUCAUCAAAAAAGCCAACACCAUCACCACCGCCGCGCACCAGGCCGUCAUGGCUGCCGUCAAAUCCGCCAAAAAUGAGCGCGAGCUGCUCGCCGUGUUUACUGAACGGUGUAUCUCCCUCGGCGCGCCAACCCAGGCGUACACGGGGAUUUUUGCAGCCGGCAGGGCCGCCGCGACGCUACACUACGUACAUAACAACCAGCCUCUAGAGGGGAAACUUAAUCUACUACUAGAUGCGGGGGCCGAAUUGGAUAAUUACGCGAGUGAUGUGACGAGGACAUUUCCCAUAUCGGGAAAAUUCUCGAAAGAAAGCAAACAGGUCUACGACAUUGUCCUGCGUAUGCAAAAGGAAUGCCUUGACCUCUGCAAGCCGGAGCAGAAUUGGGAUGGUGUCCAUGUUCAUGCGCACCGAGUGGCGAUUGAGGGGCUACUGGAACUGGGAAUCCUCAAAGGGGGGAAUGUGGACGAGAUUUUGGAGAGUAGGACUAGCUGUGCGUUCCUCCCGCAUGGGCUGGGUCAUUACCUCGGCAUGGACACCCAUGACACGGGUGGAAAUCCGAACUAUGAGGAUAGCGAUAAGAUGUUCUGUUAUCUCAGGAAACGGGGGCCACUGCCUGUGGGUGCGGUUAUCACCGUUGAGCCGGGUAUCUAUUUCUGCGAAUUCAUCAUCCACCCGUACCUGAAGGACCCAAAGCAUGCAAAGUUUAUUGACGAGAAGGUGCUGGAUAAGUACUGGGAUGUUGGUGGUGUUAGAAUUGAGGACAAUAUCCUCAUUACGAAGGAUGGCUAUGAGAACCUCACCACGACGGUCAAGGAGGUCGAAGAGAUGGAGAGUAUUGUGAAUGGCGGGUCGAAGUAG
Molecule: messenger RNA, 1401 nt
Organism: Tricharina praecox
Lineage: Eukaryota; Fungi; Ascomycota; Pezizomycetes; Pezizales; Pyronemataceae
Product: putative Xaa-Pro aminopeptidase
Exons: 3
Coding region: 1-1401 (466 amino acids)
Molecular function (GO): manganese ion binding; metalloaminopeptidase activity
Source: RefSeq, a predicted model, not a curated record